AUGAUUCGUUCCGAUACCUCGAAUGAGCAAGUGCGGGUGCCGAACGUCAUCGCGUUGGUCGGGCUGCCGGCGCGGGGCAAGACCUACAUCUCGCACAAGCUCUGCCGCUACUUGAACUGGAUCGGGAUCCGGACCAGAGCUUUCAAUGUCGGCGAAUACCGACGAAAAGCUUGCGAUCUCGUGAAAGAGGGUGAGGCCGACUUCUUUUCCCCGCACAACCAAGCCGGACAGAAGAAACGGGACGAAUGCGCUCGCCUAGCCAUCGAGGAUAUGGGCCGAUACUUGGAAAGUAAGGAAGGAGAAGUUGCCAUCCUCGAUGCCACAAAUACGACUCGGGAGCGUAGGAAAUUAUUGGUGGACUAUUGCCGGAAAUCAAAUCGAAGCCCGCCCUUCAGAGUUUUCUUCGUUGAGAGCGUCUGUGACGAUCCGGACAUUAUCAACUCCAAUAUUACCGAGGUGAAAAUCAAUUCUCCCGACUACAAAGGAAUCAUGUCGCAAGAAGAGGCCAAAGAAGACUUUGUAAAGCGCAUCGAGAACUACCGCCUGAUGUAUCAGCCUCUGGAUGAAGAGCACGACGAGGAUUUGAGUUAUAUUAAGGUCAUUAACGCCGGUAAAUCGUUCUUUGUUCACAACGUCAACGGGCAUGUGCAAUCCAGGGUUGUCUAUUUCCUGAUGAACAUCCACUUGCUGCCCAGAAGUAUUUAUUUGACACGCCACGGCGAGAGCGAGUACAACUUAUUGGGAAGAUUAGGCGGUGACAGCCCGCUGAGCGAACGCGGUCUCGACUAUGCGGCAAAGCUCAAAGAUUUCCUUGAGAAAGCCAAAGUGCCAGAACUCCGAAUUUGGUCGUCACAAAAGAUCCGCGCGGCCCAGACGUCUGCAAAGCUCCGCGAUCUUGCAGCCCACGUCGAGUACUGGAAAGUAUUGGACGAAAUUGACGCGGGUAUUUGCGAGGGUCUCACUUACGAGGACUUUGAAAUCCGGUACCCGAAGCAGUUUGGGGAGCGCGACAAGGACAAGUAUCACUACCGGUACCCGUCUGGAGAGAGCUACGAAGACCUGGUGGCCCGCCUUGAGCCCGUCAUCAUGGAGCUGGAGCGACAGUCCAACGUGCUCGUCAUCUCCCAUCAAGCCGUCCUCCGCUGCAUCCUCGCAUAUUUCACGAAUCAGAAUCGCGACGAUCUGCCGUAUCUCAAGGUGCCGCUCCACACCGUCGUCAAACUUACGCCAAAAGCCUACAGCUGUGAGGUGGAGAUGUUCAAAUUCGACAUCCCCGCCGUCAACACUUACCGAGAAAAGCCGAAACAGCAAAACAGCGAGGAAGCCCGUCGCCCAUCCAUCGACACCCGGGUCGUCGUGCAAGCGCUCCUCAUUUCCGGCAUGAGUUAUGUGGGCCCCGGGUCCAGUAAUAGCGCAAAACUCAAAACCCCGGAAGCGCACGAGUUUGUCGAUGCGAUACCCGGCGAGAAAUUUGAGGCUUUUGAUCCGGCAAUCGGCUACGUGACACCGGAUGGCACAAAAGUUAUGGGCUCCGUGACGGUGACCACCUAUCGGAUGCGUUUUCAAGGGCAGAACGGGAAAGAGAAAAUACAAUUCGACGUGCCGCUUGGCGCCAGUAAAUACGAGAGAAAUGGCUGGGAAUUGUUUGAUGCCAGAGCAGAGUUGCAGCGGAUAGUCAAUGCGGCAAAUGCCAAGGACGUGUGGGCGAUAUCCGGCAUCAAUUGCAUGUACGAAUUCUCGCCAACCUACCCAUCUGUGCUCGGCGUUCCCCGGGAGGCUAUGAAGAAAAAGGAAUUUUUGGAAAAGGUCGCUGACUUCAGGAGUCGACAGCGGAUUCCGGCGCUUUCCUGGCUACACCCCGUCCACAAAACAUCUAUCACCCGAUGCGCGCAACCGCUGACCGGCGUGACGAUGAAGCGGAAAGAGGAGGACGAAGCCUUGCAAAAGCUUCAAUCGGCGCUAUUCCCGAAAAUCGACGAGGUCAACUACUUGAAGCAGAUCGAAGAUACAAAGUGGUUGCAGCAUAUUAGGUCAAUCUGCGAGGGUGCAGCCGAAAUGGCAUAUCUCGUCGAGGAGGGCCGAUCUUCAGUUGUCGUCCACUGCUCUGAUGGCUGGGAUCGUACGGCGCAGCUGGCCGCCCUCGCCCUCGUAAUGCUCGAUCCAUACUACCGUAGCGUCGAGGGAUUCGCGAUUCUGAUCGAGAAGGAGUGGUGCAGCUUCGGCUUCAAGUUUGCGCAACGGAUAGGCCAUGGCGAAAAUAAGGCGUCUGACGACGAGCGCUCGCCGAUCUUCGUCCAAUUUAUGGACUCCGUUUGGCAGCUGAUGCGUCAGUUCCCCGCCCACUUCGAGUUCACCUCCAGCUUGUUGAUCUGCAUCCUUGACGAGCUGUACUCGUGCCGAUUCGGCACUUUCCUGUACAACACGGAAAAGGCACGCCAUGUGGAAAAUGAAUGUGCAACUCAAACUGUUUCCCUGUGGUCGUACGUGCUGGAGGAGAAGCGGCGCUUCUUGAAUCCGCUCUACAUCGAUAACAGGAAUCGUCAAGUUUUCCUGAAGAUGAACACCCGGAUUGCGUUCAUUCACGUCUGGGAAGAGUACUACGCGCGCUACAACCCGGAUAUCACCUCUCCGUCUUACGCGGAACACAACGACAAUAUGGACCGAUUUUCGAGGGACCUGCUGAAGCAGCAACGACAUCGGCUACACCCUGGCGGC
This is a messenger RNA of Mesorhabditis spiculigera, 2715 nucleotides long. The record is from the annotation of a GenBank genome assembly. NCBI's taxonomy places the organism in Eukaryota, Metazoa, Nematoda, Chromadorea, Rhabditida, Rhabditidae.